Messenger RNA from Syngnathus typhle (broad-nosed pipefish), 914 nucleotides. It is a transcript of the gene znhit1, whose product is annotated as zinc finger, HIT-type containing 1. NCBI's taxonomy places the organism in Eukaryota, Metazoa, Chordata, Actinopteri, Syngnathiformes, Syngnathidae. The coding region runs from base 245 to 715 and encodes 156 amino acids. The record is from RefSeq and is a predicted model, not a curated record. Gene Ontology annotation, biological process: chromatin remodeling. Gene Ontology annotation, molecular function: nucleosome binding. Gene Ontology annotation, cellular component: Swr1 complex. The transcript has 2 exons.
GGCCCGUCCCAUUCAGCGAACGAAAAGGAAAUUGCGUCAUAAGUAGGCGGGGUCUCGAGUUCGACAAUAUAAUUUCUGUGAAGCACACAGCACAGUACAGUAAUCUUCUUCCCUCUUGCUGUCGAACUCUCAAACGCAAACCACAGCCGACAGCGCCGCCUAGCAGCACUUUCUCAAUCGUCUCUGCUAAACCGGAAGUCAAUAUAGGCUCUGUCGAGCCAACAUCCGCAAACAAAGAGGCAACAUGGUGCUGGAAAAGAAGAGCUCGGCUCGCGUGGAGGCAGGCCAGCGGAGGGUUCUUGAUGAUGCCACCCGACUAAGGAGGCUGAGUCGGCAACUCGAGGCUUUGGAGAAAGACAACUUCCAGGACGAUCCCCUGAGUUCGCUACCCCCGGCAGGUUUGACCGCUCGGCUACCCGCCUUCAGUGAAACAGAGGAACCCGAGAAGAAGAAGAGGAAGACGCGAGGCGACCACUUCAAGAUGCGCUUCAGGAAAAACUUCACGGCGCUUCUCGAGGAGGAGAAUUUGGCGGAUAAACCUGAGCCCAAUUACCUCUCGGCGCUGGCUCCUCCCUCGUCGCUUCCACCACGCCAUUUCUGCUGUGUGUGCGGCUUCCCGUCAAACUACACUUGCACGACCUGCGGGGGGCGCUAUUGCUGCGUCAAGUGCUUGACGACACACCGUGAAACCAGAUGUCUCAAGUGGACGCUGUGACGGACGCUACCUGGUUGCCGUGGCAACACAGUCAUUCACGUUGUCAAGAGGAAAGCAACAAUUCCCCACUUACUUGCUAAUUCAUAUCUUCCCUCACUUUUUUGGGGAGGCUGGACUCAAGGAAGUACAUUUCAAUGCAGCUCAGCUGAUAUGCUUUGUGUUAUUUCCAAUUACUGUAAAAAAUUAUCUUGAGCCAUAA